GGCCCGACUUGAAGCAGUCGCAAGGUGUCGAUAUGUGCUAGCGAUGACCUUGAGCUUGUCGCUGACCGCUCUUUCAACCACUAGGAACAGGCCCACAACCCCUACGAGGCAUGGCCGGCUUCCCCGCACAACAACAGGCACAGGCUCGAAACGCAGCUUUAGCAACGGCGCGGUUACCGAACGGCAAACUUGGGAGCGGAGCGAACUGGAACUUCAACUUACCCGUAAGCGGAACACCAGGGAUGCAAGGCAGUCAACAACGCAGCAUCGGGACGAUGGGCACAUUCGCUCAGAGCUUAAGUGGAUCUCAGCCGACCACGCCCCUGGAUCUCUCGGACUUCCCUUCGCUCUCCGGCGCGGCUCCGCAGUCGCAGACGCAAAAUCCAAGCCACAUGGUGUGGGCAAAUGCUAGCCAGCGUGCUAUGCAGCAGACCCCUGUUCAAAGACCGCAACAUGCUACAUCGCAAGCGCCGUCGCGACCAUCACAAACACAAACCCAGCACCCUCAACAACAAUCCCAACCCGCACAUGAUGACGUAUUUCCCUCCGGCGCACAAUUUGCGAAUCGUUUGGAAGAUUACCGGAACGGUGGCCAAGGUAUCAGUGGCCAACUGACCGCUGGCGGACAACCCCAGACGGGCAAUAUCGAGGAAUUUCCCCCGCUCGGACGCAAUGCGCCUGCGGAGCUAGGUCAGGACCGACGAGGAUCGCUGAUGCAAGGUACGGGGCUUGGGAACUACAGCAGUGGUAUGCCUUUUGCUGGAGUCACCCAGUCCCAAACUGCGCAAAGUCGGAACAUGAUCGCUACCUCCAUGAACGGACAAGAAAGGAUUAUGUCUCCGGGGAACGCAAGCUCAGCAGGAAUCGAGAAUUCGCGAUCGCCGGUGAAUCAAGGUUCUAGCAGGCUUCCUAGCUCGGAAAAAGAGCCGGAGGUCAGCAGUUCUGUAGCGUCUACUUCUGUUGGUUACAGCGAGCAACCAACAAUCAUGCGACCGCCAGGCUUCCCAGCCACGGCCAAGGAAGCAUCUGCUGGGGCUGCACCAACAGCCGAUCAGUCGCCUUUCGCUGAAAUGAGCGAACUUGACAAGUUCGGGCUAGCAGGAUUGUUGCGCAUGAUUCAUAGUGACAACGCCGAUGUCUCCAGUCUGGCAGUAGGCCAGGAUCUGAUGACAUUAGGGUUGGAUUUAAAUCAGCCAGAACCAUUACAUACGUCAUUCGCUUCACCAUUUGUGGCGUCCAUGACGGGCGCGCCUUUGGAGCAGGAUUUCGCCCUCCCUUCAUGCUAUAGCGUGGCCAACGUCCAACCUCUGCAGUCGAGGAUUCCUAGCUUCAGUGAUGAGACGCUUUUCUACAUUUUCUACAGCAUGCCGCGAGAUGUCUUGCAGGAGGUUGUAGCGGAGGAACUAAUGGGCCGGAAAUGGAGAUAUCACAAGAUCGAGCGGUGCUGGCUCACUCGUGACGAGACGUAUCCCGGCCCUGUCGACGUGGAGCGUGGUGUUAGUGAAAGGGGUGUCUACCUCUUGUGGGAUCCCACUAGCUGGAAGAAGAUCAGACGUGAAUUUAUCCUUCGCUAUGAAGAUCUAGACAACCGUGUGGAUCCCAACAGAGGGCUUGCGCGUGUCGGGUUUCCGCACCACGGGUCAUAAAGGUCGAGCACGGAGCAUGUGCAGAGGUGGGAUGAGAUCAGCACCGGUGUUAGGCUCACUGCACUGUCCCGUAAACGGUCGAUCUGAAGAUUGCUAGUACUAGCAUAGCACCCGGUGUCUCUACAUUCUGUGG
Molecule: messenger RNA, 1779 nt
Organism: Aspergillus saccharolyticus JOP 1030-1
Lineage: Eukaryota; Fungi; Ascomycota; Eurotiomycetes; Eurotiales; Aspergillaceae
Product: NOT2 family protein
Exons: 7
Coding region: 111-1646 (511 amino acids)
Biological process (GO): regulation of DNA-templated transcription; nuclear-transcribed mRNA poly(A) tail shortening
Cellular component (GO): CCR4-NOT core complex; P-body
Source: RefSeq, a predicted model, not a curated record